ACCAAAUUGUCCACCUUCCCCAGACACUGCACUACUGCAGCCCCCCGACCCCGAUUGAUCGCACGUAUCGCCGGCGGCAUUGGCCAAGAACUAGCAGCCGCGCAGCGGAUGCAAAGCCUCUCCCGCUCCACCCUCCUCGGCCUCGUCCGCCGCCUUCGCUUGUCCUCCCCUCCAUCCCCCGCGCCCCAACCGCGCCGCCUCCUCUUGACCGCCUCCCCGCCGCCGCCGCCGCCGCCGACGACGACUGUCUGUUGUUCUCGUCCGGCGGCCGCGCCAGGGCGAGAUGCUCGGACGAUGGCGGUGGCCCUGGCGGCUUCUCCCGAUCGAUCCAUGGGCCGUGAAUCCCGAUUUCGUCAUGGAUGGAGGAGUCUGACCAGCAGCUCUGAGGAAAAAGGAGCGCUGAAAGAUGUACCGGCCGCUGCCAUGCUGAAGAAUAGAAAUGAUAACGAGAAGAAACGGAGUAGGAGGAGGAAGCCUGGAAUAACCAUCCUUAAGAAUAGCGGACACCGUGAUGGUUCUAUAUUUAAGGGCAACCGUGGCUGGAAAAUAGACUUCCGUAUUGCAAACCCUGAUGAGACCCAGUUCGAGGCCAUGAUGCUGUCAGAUCCUGGAGAUUGCAAGCCAGAUGAAAUAGCAUGUGUUAUGCACCAACCAUGUCCCAUGCUGCAAAUUUUUUCAUUGAAAUUGGCUAAAACUUCCAUUGAUCGUUUUCCAGUUGAGUUGUAUGGAUACAUAGCAGUGCGGGAUCUCAUGGAUCCACUGCGCAAUUAUGUUGUCCGUCGCAGCAGGGAUGAUACCAUUGCCGUGAAGCCGGGUUCUCUCAUCGGAAUGACUGGACCCAAGCGUGGCAUAAAAUUCUGUUCAUCUGCCCUAAUUGAGUAUGAUAUGAGAAUCAAGACAGGAGAACAAGAAGAGGAUGAUAUACAGCUGAUUGACGGUGUAUUAGGCAUCUUUGAUGAUCUAAGCAAGCCAUCGUGUAAACCGUUCAGAAGUCGCAUUGAUGGAGUUGGUGGGGCAGUUGACAUCACCGUUGGACUGCUUCCCAGUGCAGUGGAGGCCAUAUUUGAAGUUUCCAUAUCAGAAGUCCAAAGUUGUUUCGAUCUCACCGUGUGUUCUUAUGCUGGUGGGUUAAGCCAACAAUUUAAGAUCUUUCAGGGCACCAUUGGUGAGUCGUGUGGCUUGAGAAGGUCCGUGGUUGCUGUAAUGUUGGAUGGUAUGUUGCACCUGAGGUUCAUAGCUCGGAGAAAAGGCUCUAAACGGGAUCAUGAAAUUGCUUGUUCAAUCAGAGCAAAGAAACAUGGAAGCUCCACCCACCAGUUAAAUACUGAGCUCGCUUCCUUCUUGGUCAAGGUGAAUUGGUCGACAUUGCCUAUGUAAAUUCCUUAUCUUUUCUGUUAUUCCUUAAAUUUUUGUUAGAAGAGAUAACCUGCUUCAUCCCGUUAAUUCCUUAAAUUUUUGUUAGAAGAGAUAACCUGCUUCAUCCCGUUAAUGCAUCUCCAUCAAUGGUGGAUGUUUGAAAUGACCAUUUUAAUUCCCAUGAAGGAAUUAAACAGACCAGCAAAAUUUGCUCAGUAGUCACUAGAUUGUAGUUCUGAUUCAUGGUUAAGAGCCUAAGAAUAUGCUGGCCUGAGCCCAUCUUUUCGCUUAUACUUAUCAGCUAAAA
Oryza sativa Japonica Group (Japanese rice) is the source of this 1663-nucleotide messenger RNA. RefSeq lists its product as uncharacterized. The record is from RefSeq and is a predicted model, not a curated record. NCBI's taxonomy places the organism in Eukaryota, Viridiplantae, Streptophyta, Magnoliopsida, Poales, Poaceae.